CGGAAAUACAAGGGACGGUCAGGGAAGUUCGGCAAACACCGAGCCUAAGCAGUCCUCUCGAGCUUGUGGGAGGAGUAGGAAGCAAAGAUGUCGGAGCGAAAAGUUUUAAACAAAUACUACCCCCCCGACUUUGACCCGUCAAAGAUCCCCAAGCUCAAGCUCCCCAAAGACCGGCAGUACGUGGUACGGCUGAUGGCUCCCUUCAACAUGAGGUGCAAGACGUGCGGAGAGUACAUCUACAAGGGCAAGAAGUUCAACGCGCGGAAGGAGACGGUGCAGAACGAGGCGUACCUGGGGCUGCCCAUCUUCCGCUUCUACAUCAAGUGCACGCGGUGCCUGGCGGAGAUCACCUUCAAGACAGACCCAGAGAACACGGACUACAGCAUGGAGCACGGAGCCACCCGGAACUUCCAGGCAGAGAAGCUCCUGGAGGAGGAGGAGAAGCGGGUGCAGAAGGAGCGGGAGGACGAGGAGCUGAACAACCCCAUGAAGGUGCUGGAGAACCGAACCAAGGACUCCAAGCUGGAGAUGGAGGUGCUGGAGAACCUGCAGGAGCUCAAGGACCUGAACCAGCGGCAGGCGCACGUGGACUUCGAGGCGAUGCUGCGGCAGCACCGCCUGUCCGAGGAGGAGCGGCAGAAGCGGGAGCAGGAGGAGGACGAGCGGGAGACCGCGGCCCUGGUGGAGGAGGCCCGGAAACGGAGGCUGUUGGAGGACUCGGAUUCAGAAGAGGACGAGGCUGCCCCCGCCCCACCGCGCCUGGCCCCGCGGCCCAACCCCACCGCCAUCCUGGAGGAGGCUCCAAAAGCCAAGAGGAGGGCGGAGAGCUGGGAACGGAGUGUCGGCACCCUUGGCAGCAGACCGCUGCUGUCAGGCCUUGUCGUGAUGAAGAAAACAGACCUGGGUCCUGGCACUAGGCAGAGCCAGGCGUCACCCACCCAGUGUAGGUGCCCGGGGGACCUUGGAUCGGAGUGCGGCGCCUCAGACGGCCACCAGGCUCCGAAAAGAGCGGAAAGGCAGCUGACCCUGCACCCCGGACGCUCGGCACCUCCUCCCUGAGCCAGCUGGGGGCAUAUUCGGACAGCGAGGACAGCAGCGGCAGCAACUGAGACCCCUGCCCAGGCCCUUGUCCUGGUCAAGGUCACAUGUCACAUGUCCCUAGUCAUGCUGGUCGCCAGGAGGCCUUGGCACCAACCAGAGCCAUGAGGGGGCAAACACAAAUGCCCUCUGAGGCUGGCGGGGCCAGCGGGGGCUUCCACCGCUGGACUCGGUUUCUCCCCUGACCCUCCCCGGGGUUGUGGCGUCCCCGACAGCCCUCGGCUUCCAGCAAGCCUCGGUGGAACUCCCUGGCUUCCCUUGGAUGGCGGGGAGGGGGGGUCUGCAGUGUUUCGGGCCCUGCCCCCUUUAGCCCCACCCACCACAGUAGCUCCGCCUCCUGCCACCUGAAAACCAAUAAAAGGGCAUCUCCUCCACCAGCUUCUGAGGACUGGGCCGCUGAAACACACGACCGAGCCAGUCCGGCCUCCUCGCUCUCAGAAGCUAGGAGUUGAGGGUUUGUUGAUUGGCCCACAUUUGGGGGUGAUCUGUUAUGUGGCUGUGAUCCAAAGCCCACGUUCUCUCAAGGCUGCGGGAUCUCAACCCUGGUGUAGUUCUCUUCCACUUCCGCACUUCCUAGUGGGAGGUCCUGCGUCCCCACCUUCACAGCUGACACCCCGGGCUCUCCUCCCGCAAUCGUGACGUCAGCUCUCCUGUCUCUCGCGCGCGGGAGCACAUUUAGUGUUUGAUAAUGAGGCUUUGUCCUCGCUGUUUGCGAGAUGAAAAACCCCCACUUUUUUCCUUUUAAUUAAAAAACAUUUUACUGUUUAUUUUUGAGAGACAAUGCGAGUCGGGGAGGGGCAGAGAGAGGGAGACACGGAAUCGGAAGCACAGAGCCCGAUGCGGUGCUCGAACUCACAAACCAUGGGAUCCUAACCUGGGCCGAAGGCCGACACUCAAGUGGCUGAGCCCCCCAGGCUCCCCAAAAAGCUCCCACUUUGGGGAUCUGCUUUCCUACAGUGAUUUCUGUGCUUAAGUGUGGCUUGAGGCGCACUGGGAUCCAGCCAGGGCUUCCGGUGAGGACUCCGGGGCCUGGGUCUUGUAGGUAGACAGGGCCGCUGGUGACGGAAGCCGGGCUCCCGGGGACCUGGCCAGACGGCCCGCCUCCCCAGCUCCAUACUCCGCAGCAUCGCGUCUGCGGCUUGAAAUCAGUCGCACACGCUAGGAGUCUGCCUGCUUCCCCGCCCAGCCCGAGACCGCAGCGAGGCACUUUGUCCCUCCGCACCCCGCCUGCUUUCCCCAAACUCGGCAUCGCGCGGGGUGCCCAGGUUAUGGCUGCUCAGGCCAGCGGUGCGCGUAAACCAGCCGGAAGUCGUUGUGGAAGAGAUGAGGCGUGGCUGCUCUGGUUCACUCUGAUUCCUUCUUUCCACCUGUCCCCUGAACUGCCGACUUCCUGUUGCCAUGCACACGUGCCAUGUGCCAUCUGUUACUAUUAUUUCUUGAAGAGUAUUAACUCCGUUCUACAGCAUACCUGAGCAAACUACCGUGCCCCACGGCCUGGUUUUGUAAAUAAAGUUUUAUUGGCACAGCAA
This is a messenger RNA of Suricata suricatta (meerkat), 2627 nucleotides long. It is a transcript of the gene YJU2, whose product is annotated as YJU2 splicing factor homolog. NCBI's taxonomy places the organism in Eukaryota, Metazoa, Chordata, Mammalia, Carnivora, Herpestidae. The transcript is spliced from 8 exons. Gene Ontology annotation, cellular component: U2-type catalytic step 1 spliceosome. The record is from RefSeq and is a predicted model, not a curated record. Gene Ontology annotation, biological process: mRNA splicing, via spliceosome. The coding region runs from base 88 to 1059 and encodes 323 amino acids.